Molecule: messenger RNA, 648 nt
Organism: Chaetomium fimeti
Lineage: Eukaryota; Fungi; Ascomycota; Sordariomycetes; Sordariales; Chaetomiaceae
Product: kinetochore component CENP-S-domain-containing protein
Exons: 3
Coding region: 9-365 (118 amino acids)
Biological process (GO): resolution of meiotic recombination intermediates; replication fork processing
Cellular component (GO): FANCM-MHF complex
Molecular function (GO): protein heterodimerization activity; chromatin binding
Source: RefSeq, a predicted model, not a curated record
AUCACCAAAUGCCAAGACUCGUGAGGACCGUCAUGGCCGACCCUCAGGAUGAAGAGGUGCAACAGCGCCUCAAAGAAGCCCUCUGGUUCUCCAUCGGCAAGAUCGUCGACCAGGAGUCACUCCAGCGCAACCGCAACGCAACCCCGCAGUUCAUCGGCGCCCUGACCGACAUGAUCUGGCAUCAAAUAGAGAACGUAGCAACAGACCUGGAAAGCUUCAGCCAGCAUGCCGGCCGCACCACCGUCACGACCGACGAUGUGCUCCUCCUGGCGCGGCGCAACCAGGAUUUGUACUCGGUCAUCAAGGAUGUGGUCGAUAGGGAGAAGGCGGCUAAGCUUAAGGGGAAGGGCAAGGCUCGGGGCUGAGGGGCUUAUUGGAAAGGGUUGGCUGUGAUGAUGUGUUUAUGAUAUCCCUACUUCGCUGCGCUGUAUCUAGUGCCAUGAUCAUGCAAGUGACGACCUAUGCAAUAAGCCCCCGCUGGGCUCAGCACCACAAAGCAACCUGUGACCUAAAGUAGCGGGGUACGGCCCGCGCAGUUCUCCAUAGCAGACGCAUCGGCCAAGCAUCACGCAGAACACGACGUCGCUCGUAGACCUCAACCCUCCUCCACACCCCGCCCUUCUCAAUCUCCUAGUUUCUCUCGGGGGC